AGCAAACGGCUCCUGUUCGACGUCGGCCGAGAUAGAGACUCGGACCCAGCACAGUCCAUCCGUCAGUGGGAGGGGGACUACGAGGGCCAUUGCAAUCGGGCAGCGGGAAACAGGGAGGCGCUUGGAACCAGAACCAUGUCGCCCUCAUCAAGGGUGUAUCGGAGGGCCGGAGAGCUUCUCUUCGUCAAUACGACGGCCCCCAAACGAAUAACACCACUUUUCGGCACUCCGGGGUUUCUAGUGCAGUCGGCUUGUCCUUUUACCACAUCUCAGAUUCGAAGGGUCGGCUUGAACAAGCAGGCCUUGGAAGCUUCCACUCCCCGGGUCUCUACACACGAGUCUCCGAGUGUUUCGUCGUCGAAACGGACGCGGGAGUUAACCAGCGACGUCGGGUUCGAGUCCCUUCAAGUGGUCCUACCUGGGACCUUCAUCCUGCCCCCUCUAUCAGGCUUCCCCAAGCCUCUCGGGCAAAAGCUCAGGUUCUUGUGGUACUGGCUUCUUACCAAGGGCCAGGAGGUGGUGACAAACGCCGCCGUCAAGUUCACGUCGAAACCGUCCUUCUUCACGCGGGCUGCCAUGCAGGCUAAACGGUCGACCCUCGUCCCCACUGCCAAGGCACUACACCGAGCCAUGGCGGAGGCGCUGGCCUCGGGAGACCGAGACACCAUCAACAGGAUCUGCACGAAGAAGCUAGCGAGCACCUUGAUCGCGAGUAUCGACGGCCGACCGAGAGGCCGCCGCUACGGCUGGGAACUGGUGGCGUACACCAACAGGCUGUUCUACCCGUCUGUAAAGUCGCACAGGAUCACGGCCACUUCUCGCGACAAGUAUUCGCCGAUCCUGCGGCAGGCCGUGGUCGCCAUAUCCAGCCGGCAGCGCCGGGUCGAGUACGAUGCGCGGGGCCAGGUCGUUCCGGGGAGCGAGAAGGAGAUUGUGGCGGUGGAGAACGUGGCACUGGCGUGUACCUACGAUCCCAGGACGUGGACGCAGAGCGAGUGGCGGCUCAUCGGCACCAUCCAGCCCACCUCGCUGGAGGCAUGGAAGCAUGAGGCGGAGGUUCUGAAACGGAUGAUGCUGCAGCUCAGGUGAUGCACGCAAAGCGCGAGGGCGGAUGGAAGUGUGUGAGCGGCACCUUUCCCGCUGUCCGGGUGCACUUGUAUGACGGAUGAAGUGAUGCAACGAGACGAGUCCGGUGCGUUGGCGAGAGCGCAGUUACCCUGUGUAAAAAAAGUCUACUGAAUGUAAUAUACAAAAAUUCUACGGUUUCUAACCCCCUUUGGACUCUGAGUCGAUGCAGGGCGUGUGGCAGCCUUCUCUAGAGGCCCGGACUUGACGAACCGGCAUCAUGUGCGGGGGUAACAUGCAGAGUGCGAGACAGAGCAGCUCUAGCUCCAAUGAUAUGGGCCUUGGGACAA
This is a messenger RNA of Chaetomium strumarium, 1415 nucleotides long. RefSeq lists its product as uncharacterized. The transcript has 2 exons. NCBI's taxonomy places the organism in Eukaryota, Fungi, Ascomycota, Sordariomycetes, Sordariales, Chaetomiaceae. The coding region runs from base 136 to 1089 and encodes 317 amino acids. The record is from RefSeq and is a predicted model, not a curated record. Gene Ontology annotation, cellular component: mitochondrion.